Molecule: messenger RNA, 540 nt
Organism: Peniophora sp. CBMAI 1063
Lineage: Eukaryota; Fungi; Basidiomycota; Agaricomycetes; Russulales; Peniophoraceae
Source: the annotation of a GenBank genome assembly
AUGCCUCUCAGCGACGAGAGAGUAGAAGAGAUUAUCAUGGCCUUCGGCCUGAUACGCCAAGCUGAAGGCGAACACCUGACCGCUUGGGAGACGUUCUGGGGGGUGGACAUACAGGAAGAGGAACAGCCUAUCUGGAAACAAUGGCAGGAAGCUCUGAAACCCAUCAAGCGGAAUAAUGCUUUCACGGACCUUGCUAAGACGCUUAGUCUGAUUAUCGAGGACGCGGACCUCGAUAUACCCCCAUGUCAAUUCUUCGAAACCUCCUGGAAAACGGCUCUUACCUCGACCGAAGGGCGAAUCGCAAUUUUAUCUGAGUUUCGGCGCUUGGAGGCCCAAAUCAUCGAAUGGCGGGGCGAAGAUGUCAGCGACGACGUGGUGAUCAUAGGGCAGAGAGGGUGGGAGAACUUAUCUGGCAUACUAUCUUCUUGCCCGAUGCUUAUCUCGUCAGCGGAACAUGAUUCUUUACGCCGAGAAACGUUCCGUUCUCUUCUGUUCUCGAGGUGUUUUCAGUACCGACACGUUGAUUUUCUCGGCAUCUAG